UAGCCCUAGCUCAUUAUUCGAAACGUACGAACGGUAACUAUAUACAACAACAUAAUCAACCAUAAACCAUUAAUAUGGAAGAACCACAACCUGGUUUUCGUUUCUAUCCAACCGAACAAGAGUUAGUUGGCUUCUAUCUACACAACCAGCUAGAAGGACAAAAGCAAGAAGACAUCAAUAAAGUCAUCCCUGUCAUUGAUAUCAAUGGCAAAGAGCCAUGGACUCUUCCAACAUUUGCAGGAAAACGAUGUCGUGGAGAAACGGAGCAAUGGUUUUUCUUUUCACCAAGACAAGAAAGAGAGAUGAGAGGAGGAAGACCGAGCAGAACAACAUCUUCUGGAUAUUGGAAAGCUACUGGUUCUCCUAGCUAUGUUUACUCUUCUAACAACAAAGCGAUUGGGAUAAAGAAAAGCAUGGUGUUUUACGAAGGGAAAGCUCCUUCUGGAAGGAAAACUAAAUGGAAGAUGCAUGAAUAUAAAGCCAUUGAACACUUUGACUCUUCUAACACAAACCCUCCUAAGUUACGACACGAAUUCAGCUUGUGUCGCAUUUAUGUGAUAUCGGGAAGUUUUAGUUCAUUCGAUCGUCGACCAUUAGAGAGACCAAGCAUGGAGUUACAACUUGAUCAUAGUGUUUCAACAAGUGCUCAACAAGUGGUAUCAGAGAUUGAUGAAUCAAAUCUGCAUGCAACUUCCCGUUCGGAAGGAAUAGGAAGAGAUCAUGAUGGUGUUCUUAUGGGAGGGUCAAGUGGUACAAAUUGGAAUGAUGUAGCAAAUAAUGGGGUUGAUGAAUCUGAACCUCUUUGGGAAUGGGAACAACUAAAUUGGAUCUAACCUUAUAAGUCAAACCAUGCAUGCACAGACCAAUUCUUUGUGUUUGGAAAACAUGACCAACAGAGAGAGAAUAUUUGAAUAAGAAGCAUUAGACAAUAUAUUCAAAACGGAUUAAUAAUUAUAAUGGAUCGGAAUCAAACAAGAGAGCAGUGACUUUGAUGGCUAUUGAGUGGUCUUUAGAGCUUAGCAAUUUUACCAUUGAAGUAGAUACAUGUGGCAUUCUCGUUGUUUAAAUAUUUGUGUAAGAACAUCUUCAAUGGAGGUUGUGCAGACUAGAAUUCAUAAGUUCCGAAACAUAGCAUUUUUAUCAUUGGAGUAGAUACACGCGGUGUUCUCGUUGCUUAAAUAUUUGUGUAAGUUACUUCAUGAAGCAAUUCAAAAAGUGUGUUGCUAAGCAUUAAAUAAUAUUAAUUUUGAUGAUUGGUGGGGCCAAAUAUAAAUUGAUUGGGCCACAUGUAGAUUGCUUAUUCAAA
Lathyrus oleraceus (garden pea) is the source of this 1306-nucleotide messenger RNA. RefSeq names its product NAC domain-containing protein 90. Gene Ontology annotation, molecular function: DNA binding. NCBI's taxonomy places the organism in Eukaryota, Viridiplantae, Streptophyta, Magnoliopsida, Fabales, Fabaceae. The record is from RefSeq and is a predicted model, not a curated record. Gene Ontology annotation, biological process: regulation of DNA-templated transcription. Bases 75 to 833 code for a protein of 252 amino acids. The transcript has 3 exons.